AUGGACCAGUAUCAUGUGUUUAGGGUUUUCCAGCAGAACUUCAUUGUGGAUCGCCGGUUCCAACUGAUCAAAGGUCUGGGGCAAGGAGCCUAUGGGAUAGUUUGUUCUGCGAAAUAUAUUGAAGCCAACGACGAAGGAGGACAUGUCGCGAUCAAAAAGGUCACCAACAUUUUCAGUAAGAAGAUCCUUUGCAAGCGGGCGUUGCGAGAAAUCAAAUUGCUUCGCCAUUUCAGAGGCCACAAGAACAUCACCUGUUUGUAUGAUCUGGACAUUGUUCCGGACUCCAACGGAAACUUCAACGAGAUUUACUUAUACGAGGAAUUGAUGGAAUGCGAUAUGCACCAAAUCAUCCGGUCCAACCAGCCGUUGACCGAUUCCCAUUACCAAUCGUUCGUGUACCAGAUUCUUUGCGGUCUCAAGUACAUCCAUUCGGCAGACGUUUUGCACAGAGACCUCAAACCGGGGAACUUACUGGUUAAUGCCGAUUGUGAGCUCAAGAUCUGCGACUUCGGUCUGGCCAGAGGGUAUUCGAACGACCCAGAGAAAAACCAGGGCUUUUUGACAGAGUACGUUGCUACUAGAUGGUACCGUGCUCCAGAAAUCAUUUUGAGCUUCCAAGGUUACACAAAGGCCAUCGACAUGUGGUCUGUUGGAUGUAUAUUGGCCGAGCUGCUUGGAGGAUCCACCAUCUUCAAAGGAAAGGACUAUGUGGACCAAUUGAACGAGAUCCUCAAAAUCAUUGGAACUCCAAACGAACAGACCAUGCAGAGCAUCAAGUCCUCCAGAGCCCAGGCCUAUGUGCGCUCGUUGCCUUACAUGCCCAAGGUGCCCUUCGAGACGGUUUAUCCGCACGCCAAUCCGCUAGCAAUCGAUUUGCUCAAUAGAAUGUUGACUCUCAACCCGCAGGAUAGAAUCACCGUGGAAGAGGCCCUGGAACACCCAUACCUGGAGGUGUGGCACGACCCGAACGACGAGCCCGAGUGUGCCACCAAGUUCGACUUCUCGUUCGAGGAGAUCGAUGACAUUAACGAUAUGAAACAGAUGAUUAUCGACGAAACACGCUCGUUUAGAGAAUACGUUAGAAAACCACUGGAAGAACAAACCAUUGUCAGCGAACAGUUUGGCGGCGGCCAGAUCAACUACGAGAUCGACCAGCAACAGCAACAGCAACAGCCCCAACUGAGAACGCCGUUCGAGGGAGAAAUGGCCGAUUACGAGCUGCCCCCAAAGCCCCAGGAAAUGAUGUACGACGAGAACGUGGAUCUGGAAAGAGAACUGGCCUACGGACUAGACCGCUACAACUUCCAAUACCAUUGA
Ogataea philodendri is the source of this 1317-nucleotide messenger RNA. RefSeq lists its product as uncharacterized. The transcript has a single exon. The record is from RefSeq and is a predicted model, not a curated record. NCBI's taxonomy places the organism in Eukaryota, Fungi, Ascomycota, Pichiomycetes, Pichiales, Pichiaceae. Bases 1 to 1317 code for a protein of 438 amino acids. Gene Ontology annotation, biological process: protein phosphorylation; intracellular signal transduction. Gene Ontology annotation, cellular component: cytoplasm; nucleus. Gene Ontology annotation, molecular function: MAP kinase activity; ATP binding.